Brassica napus (rape) is the source of this 1735-nucleotide messenger RNA. Its product is annotated as transcription factor MYB101-like. The transcript has 3 exons. The record is from RefSeq and is a predicted model, not a curated record. Bases 136 to 1581 code for a protein of 481 amino acids. Lineage: Eukaryota; Viridiplantae; Streptophyta; Magnoliopsida; Brassicales; Brassicaceae.
UCAUAACACACAGAGAAAUACUUAUAUAUACAAAUAUAUAUACACACACACAAACAUCGUAUAUAUCAAGUCACAGAGAGAGAAAAACCUCCUCUGUUUCCUCCUUGAUCGGAGGGUCUCCGUCUUCCAUAAGAAAUGGACGGUGGUGGAGAGACGAGGGUAACGGAGACGAAGGUGAGAGGGAUGAAGAAAGGACCAUGGACGACGACGGAGGAUGCGAUCUUGACCGAGUACGUGAGGAAACACGGGGAAGGUAACUGGAAUGCGGUGCAGAAGAACUCAGGCUUGUUCCGGUGUGGGAAAAGCUGCCGUCUACGGUGGGCGAAUCAUCUCCGGCCAAAUCUGAAGAAAGGAUCAUUUAGUCCUGAUGAAGAGAAGAUGAUCAUCGAGCUUCACGCUAGGUUGGGAAACAAAUGGGCUCGCAUGGCUUCUCAGUUACCUGGACGAACAGACAACGAGAUCAAGAACUAUUGGAACACAAGGAUGAAGAGAAGACAGCGAGAUGGUUUGCCUCUAUACCCUCAAGAGACUCAGCAUCAAGGGAUUGGUAAUGAUGAUGAGUUUGAGUUUAAUUCAUCUCAAUUCCAAAACCAAGACCAUGGUAAUCACCAAAACAUGUUUCAAUACGCUUAUUCCUCUAAUACUCCAUCAUCCUCGUCUUCUUUCUCUUCUUCGUCUUCUCAACCUUCAAAGAGGUUGUGUUUAGAUCCCUUAAUCUCUUCUAAUCCUGGCCUAAACCAGAUCCCUGAGUCUCCCAUGAAUUUUUCAAUGUUCUCUCUUUACAACAAUAGCCUUGAGAAUGACCAUAGCCUUGACAAUGACAAGAACCAGUUUUUAAAAUACUCAUCCUCAUCGUCCAAUGAGUUUUGCAAUCUAAACCAACUUCUUGAGGUACCAUCCGAGAAUUCGGACACAAACAAUACCAAUAAGAAAGACAUUGAUGCUAUGAGUUAUAGUUCAUUGCUUAUGGGAGAUCAUGAGACAAGACCGAGUUGUUUCCCUUUCGGACUAGACAAUGCCGUCUUAGAGCUGCCUUCAUCAUCCAAAACACCGACCCAUUGGUUCACUUCGAAUACUAUACUUGACGAUGGUGUCCCCCUUGAUCCACCUGCGGGUAACAGUGGACUGCUUGAUGCUGUCUUGGAGGAGUCUCAAGCCUUGUCUCGCCGUGGAAACUUCAAUGACUUUACAGUUUCUUCGAGUGAUCUAGUUGAGGAUCAAGACAAGAGAGUGAAAAUGGAUUGUGCGAAUCGGUUGAUAAACCAUAAUCCUUCUCAUCUAUCAUCAUUCGAAACAUACCCUAAUAUCUACAAGAGAUACAAUGAGCCAACAAUGGAGAAGGCAAUAGUGGAUGAUGACGACGAUAUAUUGAUGAGCCUUCUCAACAACUUCCCUUCAACCACACUAUUGCCUGAUGAUUGGUAUGGGAUGAAAGAUAUCCAAACGGGAGUCUCGCAGAGCGGAAACCAUCAAGAUAACAAAAGAGUAGAACUACACAAGGCGCCGCCUUCGCCCAAUACUGUAGAUCCUCUGGCCUCGUUGGGUUCAUGCUACUGGGACAACAUGCCUAGUAUCUUCUAAUUUGGAGAAUCUCCUCAUGAGCAAAAUCAUUUAUUUGGUAUUCAGGAAAAGAGGGAUAAACUAAUUGUGAGAUUUGUUUCCGUUGGUGUAAAAUAUUUUGAAGUUAUUCAGUUUGGGAAUUGCUCUGGAUUGUUAACAUAUUUUCAAGUGGCUA